This is a messenger RNA of Silurus meridionalis, 4618 nucleotides long. It is a transcript of the gene ttc39a, whose product is annotated as tetratricopeptide repeat domain 39A. Gene Ontology annotation, molecular function: protein binding. The transcript is spliced from 18 exons. Lineage: Eukaryota; Metazoa; Chordata; Actinopteri; Siluriformes; Siluridae. The record is from RefSeq and is a predicted model, not a curated record. The coding region runs from base 384 to 2075 and encodes 563 amino acids.
GAGAUAAAGAGAGAGAGAGAGAGAGAUAGAGAGGACUGAGUAAAUGUUGUGUUGCUCUAUAUGUGAUAGUCAUCCUGAUCUAAUUGAGGUCUGGAUUCUCCCUAUGCUUGUUCCUAUUAUAGAGAGUGAGAGAGAGUGUGUGUCUGUGAAAAAGUGAGUGAGAAAGAGAGAGAGAGAGAGAGAGAGAGAGAGAGAGAGAAAGAGAGAGAGGGAACGAGAGUUGAAUCAAGUAUGUAUAUGUGGUCGAGGUGAGGGAAGCUGCUGUUGGGAGUUCCUGAAGGGGCCUGAUCUCAAACACACUGAAUUAUUCUUCUGCAUUUGCUUUCUCAUACUCUUCAGUGUCCUUUUUUUGUCUUACCUUUUUACAACCAUUAUUGUGCCAGAUGAAAAUGUCAAAGGGAGGAGAUGCACUGACAAAUGGUUCAGACAGAUCUGAUCUGUCAGUGGCUCUGGAGGACUGUAUGGCAGCGCUGGAUUUAUUCCUGCAUAAUGACUUUGACAGGGCACUGUCUAGACUCAGGAGCAGGAAUAAAGAGAGCAUGUAUCAUGCACUGACAUAUGCCACAAUUCUGGAAAUGCAGGCAAUGAUGACCUUUGACCCAGAGGACAUCUUGUCAGCAGGAAACACCAUGAAAGAUGCUCAGGCUAUUUGUCAGCGAUUCCGUAAGAAGUCCUCCUUUAACAGCAAAGCAAUUACAGAAGAGGAGCUGCAUGCCGAAGUGUGUUAUGCUGAGUGCCUUCUCCAGAGGGCAGCACUAACCUUCUUACAGGAUGAAAAUAUGAUCAGCUUUAUCAAAGGAGGAAUUAAAGUGAGGAACAGCUAUCAAACAUACAAAGAGCUGCAUACAGUUCUGAAAUCCCCUGAUUAUGUUCACGGUCAAAGUCAUGGCCACUUUGAAGGAGGAGUGAAACUUGGAGUGGGUGCAUUUAAUCUGAUGCUUUCCCUGUUGCCCACAAGAACUUUGAGGAUGUUGGAGUUUGUGGGUUUCUCUGGUAAUAAGGAAUUUGGACUGCAGCAGCUCCAAGAGGGCUCUGCUGAGCACACGUUUAGGUCUUUCCUGUGUAACAUGCUGCUGCUUUGCUAUCACACCUUCAUGAGCUUCAUACUGGGGACUGGAGAAGGUGACGUCAAAGAUGCAGAGAAACUGCUACAGCCGUACUUUAAACAGUAUCCUAAGGGAUCUAUAUUCUUGUUCUUCGCUGGUCGAAUAGAAGAAAUCAAAGGCAAUAUAGAUGCUGCUAUUAAAUACUUUGAGGAGUGUUGUGAGGCCCAGCAGGACUGGAAGCAGUUUCAUCACAUGUGCUACUGGGAGCUGAUGUGGUGUUUUACCUAUAAGCAACAAUGGAAGAUGGCCUACUUCUAUGCAGAUUUGCUCAGCAAAGAGAGUGCAUGGUCGAAGGCCAUGUAUGCAUAUAUGAAAGCUGCCUACCUCAGCAUGCUGAGUACAGAGGAACGACAGCCAUUUGGGACAACUGAAGUGGCUUUAUUUAGGCAAGUCCCUGGGUUAAAACAGAAAAUAGCUGGAAAGUCUCUACCCACGGAGAAGUUUGCCAUCCGCAAGGCUCGCCGCUAUAAUGUAGACAACCCCGUUUCUCUCCCAGCACCUCCACUGGAGAUGAUGUAUAUCUGGAAUGGCUACACGGUGAUUGGAAAGCACAAAGACUUGACAGAGGGCAUGUUAAAAACGCUGAAUGAAGCUCAGCAGAAACUUGAACAGAAUCCAAGGACAGAGUUCUCCAUAGAUGACCAAUGUGUGCUAAGUCUGCUGAAGGGUCUGUGUCUCAAGCACUUGGGCUAUAAAGAAGAAGCUGAGCAUUACUUCACUCUCGUCCUCUGCAAUGAAACACAGAUCAAGUUUGACCACUACCUUGUACCAAAUGCUCUUUUGGAACACGGCCUGUUGUGUCUGGAGCAGGGAAAGAGAGAUGAAGCCAUUAAACUACUGGAGAUGGCCAAGCAAAACUAUAAAAACUACUCAAUGGAGUCACGGACUCAUUUCCGGAUCCAGGCGGCGCUUCACAAAGCACAAGCCACAGAGGAGAAUGGGGAAUCUUGCUCGCCCGCAAGCCCUUAACGUCCACGGUAACACAGGGUCAACAUAUGCCAUACUCAGGCCUAAAGAGCUGUUUGGAGGCUGCACAGGUGCAGAAAUACACACAACAGAUAAACAGGAAUGAGGAUCUAAGGAGAGAAAGCUCAAUCUCUUUCACUCACUCAUAUGCAUUAAUUGUAACACACAAAAUGCAUUUCUAUAUAUCAGAAAUAGUAAUACAAUACAUGGAAUCACAGAUGCAUGCAGUGUGAAGCAACAAGCCAGCUCUGAAUAAGACGCGAAACAUUGUGCUGAUACAGAAACACUUGUGCCCGAAGUCUUUUUUUGAUUUUAUUUUUUUUGGAGUGAGUGAGUUUUACCUCAUUUUAGCAGGUUUUGUUUCAAUACAGGCUUUGCUCUCUGAGUCUACACUGUAGUCACUUUGUGACCUCAAAAAUCAGGAUAUGUUUGUUCAAUCAGUCAAAGGCCACUGUACAUGGAACACCUGUAUACCUUAUAAUUCUUUAAUUAUCCACUCAGCUAAUUAUGUUGCAACUGCGCAAUGCAGGAUACAAUCAUGUGCAUGCAGGUUAAGUGCUACGGUUAGUGUUUAUGUCAAAUAACAUGCUUUUCUGCUUGCCAUCUUUGAAAAACAAUAUUAUUUGUGUUACCAUAGACUUCCGGCCAGCUCAAACUAAUCUGAUUGUGUUCCCCUCACACCUCUCAGUAAUAUAAUGUUUUUGUCCAAAAAUCUGAUGCUCACUAGAUGUUUUUUUUUUGGGAGUUUACUGUAGUGUAAGAAAAUUCUAGGAAACCUACGAAUUCCAGAACCAGUCCCUUUGGCUCCAACAACACCACAGUGAAAGUCACAAAAAUUAUACUUAUUCCCUAUUUUGGUGUUUAAUGUGACCAUUAUCUAAAGCUUUUGACAGGAAGGAUUUGUGUGCAUUGCACUGCUGUCGCAUGAUUGUUUGGGAAUUGGCCUGAAUGGGAAGUGUACAGGGUUUCCUAACAAAGUGGUUUCUGAGUUUGGGUAGCUAAAAUUGUUUUCCUCUGUGAGCAUUACCCACAAGUAAACAAGUAAAGAGACAAAAUGACCAUCUGAAUCAGAAACGAUUAUAUUGAUUAAUUACUUAUCUAAAAAUAAAUUAAAAGCUUAACAGUAAAAUGAAUCGAUUUGUUAGCAUCCAAACCCUCAACUCAUUUACCAACAAAAAAAAAUAAUUAGAAGAUAUUAGAAAUUAUGCUUCUUUUUUUUUUUUACAAUAGAAAUAUAGUAUAAUACUUUUACUGUUUAUUAUUGUCACACAGUAACUCGGUUAAUAAAAUAUUCGAACUAUUUACAAAAUACUCUAAUCAAACUGUAACAAUGUGUCAUUACUGAAAACUGCAAUGAAUAUAGUAAGCUUCAUUAUUUCUAACAGAGCUGCCAAAACAACAUUUUUGACUGAUUUAUAUAAAACUGUAAUUUUCCUGGUUUCCAACUAUUUAAGUAGAUGUAAAUGUGUUGAAUAAAUGAUUACUAAAAUCCAAAUUCUUUUCUUUUUUGGUAUUAAAUUUCAUUCAUACAUUUGAUAUUAUUGUUUGCUUGUUGGACUUUUGUUUAAAACUUGAUUGAUGAGUAUUUAUUCUGUAAUUCCUAAAAGAAACAUAACAAUAUUUUAUUAUUAUUUUAUUUCACUAAUAUAAAAACAGAGUAAUUAUAAUAGCGGGCUUGUGUAUGCCAUCUCAUUCUUGUGUAGGCGGCACCUCCAGCACAAGUUACAAACUGUAUGUAAAUGUGAACUUGAGUUUCUGGAUGUUUUUUUGGUGUUUCUUUGAUGUUAUUUCUUUCUAGCAUUAGUUGUCCGUGAUAUUAAGUUUGUGAAAGUGUCCCAGUUCAAUUGGACUGCUGAAUGUGUCUUUUAAAAAGGCAGUCUCCUUCUUGUGGACUUAAUCAAGGCGAAAACAAACGGCAAAGUCUUUCAUAUUGGAGGAUGGCAUACAGGACCUUCUGCUCUAGCCAUUUGUGGGAAAUGCAUUAAAUUCCACUAUAGCCUUAUGCUAAAAACAAAGAUAAAAACUUUAAUUCCUUUUUUUUUUUUUUUAUGAUUGCUCCUAUUUUAAUCAAGAGCCUAAAUCUAUCAAAUGAACACCACGGAAAUGCAGUCUAUAUGAAUGUAUUUCAAUUAGAAAACUGAUAUUUUCAAUAUUUGUCAGAGAAAGGUCUAUUUUUAAACUUUGUGUUUACAUUAGCUGGUUUAUGGAUUAACAUUCUUGUGUUCUCCAAGAGCAAUGUAUUAUUAUUAUUUUUUUGGUGGGGGUGUUCUUUUGCCCUUGUUAUUCAUACACUUAAAGCCAAGCCAAACUAAACAAUAAGUCUUACAGUUGUAGUAGAUCUGUUUCUGUUAAUAUUUACAUUAUUUAUACUUAGCUCUCUCUUGUUGUAUUUAGUGUCAGUGUGGAGAUUAAGAUAAAGAAAUACUUUAUUAUUUUUUUUUUUAUAUGAAGGACUUCAAUCAAUGUACAGUAAAACUACUGAAAUUCAUAUUUCAUCAAAGGUGGUGGAAAAGAAAUUUGAAUUAAAGGUGAUUACAUUUACAAUG